GCAGUGCUACGCUGGCGUUUUGCAAGUAAUGAAGAGCAAAGUGCAAUCAAACGCUUUUUGUUUGUUUGUUUUUGUUGAUUCACAUGUCCACCCGGUGUUCCAGCUGUUACCUCGUCUACGGAGCACUGUAAUAAGUGAAAAGAUCACUGACUGUGUGAGUAUCUCUGCAAAUUCAACGAAUGCUGAAGAAGAAUGGGGAAGAAGGACGCCAGUGCCACCAACCUACCAGUGGAUCAAUACAGAAAACAAAUUGGUAAGCAGGACUACAAAAAGACAAAGUCGGUCCUGAAGGCCACACGGCUCAAAGCGGAAGCCAAGAAGAACUCGUCCGGAUUCAGGGACGCCUUCCUGGUGGUGGUGGCUAUCUUGUUCUUUGUGGUCUGCGUCUACGCUUUUUUUUACCUCAACCUCAGUAACGAGAUUAACAUGGACAUGGAUGUGGAUUGAAGGUGGUCCGUGGGAGACUUCCUUGUGUACAGAUCACAGGAAGUGAUGUCAGCAGUCUUCCAGACACUUCAUUAGGUACACCCACAUCACACGAUCCUAGCAAUAUAGAGGCCUUCAAUCAUGAAAAAACGUCAUCUAAAUUUUGGUACAACAAUUUUGUCUUGGCCAUUGGUUUCCCGAUAUCAAUGCAUGUUCAUCCAAAGCCUUGCGUACAUUUUUGUACAAAGGGUCCAACAGAGGGCAGGGUGUAUUCCAGUCAGCUUUUGACUAACUCAAAGCAAUAAAAAGCCUACCUGGCUGCGGGACAUCAUAGGCCUUCAAAAUAAAAGCAUGCAGUUUGACUUAGCAGUCAUACUCACGACACAAAACAUUGCUUUUGUUUUGAACGACUGACUUUUGAAAGGAUGUUACGCCAAGCAAGUGGGAGGUUUAUCGUUGCCUUGAGUUGCUGAUGAAAGCUUGCAUUGUGGAAUCCGCAUCGCCGUCUGUUGACACGUGUAUUUAAAAAAAAAAAAAAAGAUUUUAAACAGCCAAUUGAUAAAGAAAGUGAGAAAAUAACUUGUUGAAAAACAUGAGUAGCGACGCUUCCACCUUCUCGACGUAUUUUUCCCAAAUAUGUGGAACACAUAAAUUGGAUGCCCACGAUUUUCUAUGGGAGAUAUUGCUUUGGUUUUCACACAGUUUGGUUUUAGUCUGACUGAAUGGAUUCAUCGCGACAACCGAGGUUCCAAUGUAAAUAAUAAUUUUGUGAAAACCAAAUGAGGGGGGGGCGGGGCAUGAGGGAUCAUUUCCGGCAGCACAAUGGUUGGGAGCGGCUAUCCCCGCAGGUCUUCUGAAGUAAUAUCGCGGAGUCACGUUCGCUCCGGGAAAAAUGUAAAUCUGCCGUCACGGCGCAGGAGACAAUCACUUUUGCCGUCGAGUUCCGCCGCUCCUCCCCCCUUGGCCGCCCCAGCGAAGACGUGCCAGAUUGGAAUCCGUGCGCGGAAUAGCGAUGGCGCGUUUCUACCUGGAUUAGCAUGGCAAAUGCGCCGCUUUCAUUUGAAUGCCAGGGCCGGGUGACGACAACGCCUCGCUCCGUCAAUGCCUUCAUUAUCCCGCCAUGAGCGCUCUCCCAUGACCUCGUCACCUCCAGUAAAAGGCCGCGUGUCAAAGGAACCAUUAUGAGAAGCCGACAGGCUUUCAUCCAUCCGCUUCCUCUUCAGUCGCAACAACACGAUAAGUCGAUUUAAUAGACCUUCCAGACCUCUACCUGGAAGCUUAUCAGGAAUCCUCCGGAAUGCCAUAAGAGUUGUGUGCUUCAUGACUGAUUUACACAGGCCGGACACUUGAUUAAGUACAUCUUCGUAAAAUACCGCCCUCACCUAAACCUGCACGGUUGAAAAUAAGCCAAGACGUUAUUUUGAAUCGUCUUAUUGACUCAUUUUAACCCACGUCCCACGGUUUCAUGGCUCUUCUUCCCAUUGAGUGUUUGGCUGCACUGAAAUAAAAAAGAAACGUCGCAAAAGUACAAGGA
Messenger RNA from Syngnathus acus (greater pipefish), 1960 nucleotides. It is a transcript of the gene triqk, whose product is annotated as triple QxxK/R motif containing. The coding region runs from base 193 to 447 and encodes 84 amino acids. The record is from RefSeq and is a predicted model, not a curated record. The transcript has 4 exons. Gene Ontology annotation, cellular component: endoplasmic reticulum membrane. Lineage: Eukaryota; Metazoa; Chordata; Actinopteri; Syngnathiformes; Syngnathidae.